AUGGAAUACUACUAUAACGGCGAAAAUAUAGAAGAGGUGAGCAGAUGAAAUGUUUUUAUUUUAAUUGAAUAUAAAUAUUAAUUGAAGUGUACAAACAAGAUAAGUUAGCGCUCUAGAAUGAGGCAGUUGAAUAGAGCAUUAACUUAUGGGGGGCAGGUUGUAAACUAUAAUUGGAUCAUUUCAGAAAAUAUCAUUGCCUUCCCCACUACUUAGGAAAGUUAACUCCCUACCCCCUUAGAUGUUCUAAUAGCCUUAUUACUAGUUAUCGGAAACAACCUCUCCUCCCUUUCUGGAUAACAAACAUUCCCCCUAUGAAUCUGUCCAAGGGUGGAUCUUUUCUGGAAUUACUCGCUUACUCGUUUCCACUUUUUUCCCUGUUUUGACGCGAGGCCCAAACGAACAUAUUGCACAGUAGACACAGUAGGUACAUAUUUUCUAGGUUGUUGUUUGUUGUAAAAUCUAAGUAUUGCAAUAUACUAUAUAAUGCAAUAUGUAUAUGUUCAUAUGGCUCUGACGACUGCUCCAGUGCGCCACCGAAGCGCCGAACCAACUAAUCAAACUUAUAUGCUUUUCACGCACAUACUAAUUUUAAUUCCAACUGUUUCUUUCUGAAAUCAGUGUUUACAAAUUCAGUUGGCGGGGAGGGGAGGGGGGGAGGAGGAUCCACGGGUCCGCGGUUAUAAAAUAUGUCACUGGUCCCGCAAAACAUUAAUCUGAUUUUGACAUCUGGUUUGACAAUCCAACAUCGCAAACUGGUACCAUCCCGAUAGUAUACGAUACUGCAAAUUUAGGACCCCGAGUUAUAUUAAUAUAAGUAGGAAAUGAAAACUUUAUCGUGCUAUUAAAUAUUCUAGGUAAAUUUUGAAGAAGAGGACAAAUUAGGUAAUAUUCACAAUCAAGAAUUAUAUUAUUCAUAUACAAUUCAAAAAUGUUAUAUUUGUUAUUGUCAAAUUGUUCAUAGAAGAAGAAUCACUUUUAUAUAUCAGAUUGAAGUGGUUCUUGUAAACAGGGCCGUACGCAAUAUUUUUUCAACAGGGGCUGUAAGGCCUAUAUGCCGAAAAAAGUCCCAAAUAUCCAAAGAAUAAUUAAUAAUGACAUUCCAAAAAUCGUAAAUAUAGUCUUCUCUUCCGCCUGCCCACGCUGUGUACGGCCCUGCUUAUAAAUCCCAUAAUGAAAUUUUGGGCGUUUGAGUUCUUAAUAGUUUUGACUUUCGAUACUUGCAGAGUAAUUUGGCAGGAAACUGCGAUACUUCAUUCUGUUAGAAAGCCAUAUGUUUCAAUCAAUGGUAGUCAGGAGCGCACUCCUUAUCAUAUCAAGCUCAUCUUCUGUUUUUCCUUCUUCACUUAGAACUGGAGCCUCCAAAGGCAGUGAUCCGGACGAAGUCUUACGGCCGAAGAUCUCGACCGUAAGUUUUUGUAGUUCAUGAAAUCUGGCAAGUAACACAACCUUCGUUGCUUUGAGGGCCCCUUUUUGGGUUUCUCGGCAAACUGGCUGCCCUCCACUUUUGUAGGCCUUGCAGAUCGGCUGACUGUCCUUCUUUACCAAUGAUAACCAUCAUUUCUUCCCUAGAGAAAACGUUCAAAUAGAAUGUUUAAAAAAAAGGUAAGUCAGAAUGAAACAGGAGAGAGAAGAUAAGUUGAGGGGACUGGACUCUAAUCAGAAUCGUGUUCGUUCGAGAUUAGAGCAAGAAUUGGAGAUCGUCGCUGGUCUCUUGAAGAAUGUAUUGCAGGCUUAUGGAAAUAUAGAGAGCUUUGGAUCGAUAGGGAUCCAACUACCUGAAAAAUACAAGGAGAACAUUCAAAGCUUUCUUGCAACUACCCACAUUGACACGGACGCUUAUGCCAAUAUAGCCGAGUAAUUAAUACUCACACUGGUUCAUCUCAGGUGUGAUGAAACACAUGGAACAGAAAAAUUAUCAUACCAAAUCUUUCUAUUACCUACACUGUUUUAUAGUUUAAGUUUAAUUUUAAUUUUGUUCAAAUUCCAGCUUGCAGACGCCGAAACAACGGCCCAAGAUUUUUACAAUGAAAUCACAAAAUUAAAUUUAAAAAUAGAAGUAAGUUUUCAUGCAUCUCGUUAAUAAAUAAAGUUUAUAGCGAGAUAUAUAGUGGGGGUUUUAUUGGAAAUGAGGAAAGCAUUCUCAGUAAUUUCAAUUCCUUUCCAACUUAGGGAAUAACACAUCAGUUGGAGGGGGAGAGGCAAGAAAAAGAAAGUAAGUACAUAUCAGUACUAGUACCAGACCCCAACCUUCUUUUCUAUAACAGGCAUUGGAUGUAUUUCUAAUAAUUUAGUAUUCAAAAAAUAUUUUACCCAUACAAUUAGUCUCUAUGGCAGGAGUGGAAAUCUAAUUUCCGACUAGUUUCUGAGAUGUUAGCAUUAUGCAAUUAACUUGCAUGUAUCCGGUAUCCACACUCAACAUCCACCGUGGAUCCGCCAUUUGCAAUCUUUUUGUAAACAGUUAAAGACCUAAAACUUUUCUUAAUUUUACAUUGGUAUGAGAUAAACGCAUAGAUCAGUGUAGUCCGUAUUAAACCCAGACGUCAUUUCCCACGCUCAAUUCUUUGCUCGGAAAGUAACGUCUGCACACCCGAGCAGGAAUGAGAUUUCCAAGUGAUUAGCCAAUCAGCAUUUGGACAGAGAACCAGCUUGCGGGACUGGUGCUGUUUAUUCGUGGGAUCUGUGGGAUUUUCCCGAAAAAUUGAGUAUGACAACAAUAACAGCAGUCAUAACAUCUUUAUAGCUUUCGGGGGCGUUUUGAACAAAUUUUAUUGUUUUUUAUUUUCACUUCGGCCUCGGCACUUGCAAUAAUUAUGUAUUUUUAACAAAAGAUGCAUCAGGAUUUUUAAAAGCAAAUAAACGUAGCUUUGUAUUUUUCUUUAUUCUGGAUUUAUACUCGCACAUUAAUACAAAGUUGUUCGUUGUUUAUAUUUGCAUUUACGUUAUCGCUUUGUACUUCUGCUCUUGCGUUUUCGAACGAUUCUUAACAAAGUUAUCAAAGGAAAUGGAUUGAAAACUAUGUUAACCAGAUGAGAGCAGAGUGUUACUGAAUUGUAAUUUGUUUGAAAGCUACUGAAUGUAAAAAGUGCCAAAUAUAGAACUGUUUUACGGUGAAAUAUGAAUCGAUUGAUCAUGUAGGUACCGUAUAUCAGAAAAAGAUCGGCUGCUCAUAUUUCCACUAGUACAUAUAGGACAGUAAUUCUAGCUUCUGGCUUGUAUUCUGUAUACUAUAAUUACUAAAGAGUUUUUAAAAUUUAUUUAUUAAACAAAAAAAAUGACAAUCCUUAUGAAACUAUUACAAUAAUUAUGUUAAGCAUAAUUUUUUUUUAGGAAAUAAGAAAAUUUAAUUUCUGCCAGGCAUGUUAGGGACCGGUCAUUAAAUAUUGAGGGGGGGGGGAUGGAGGAGAAAGUAGGGGGGUCCUGAUAGUUUUUCAUUGAGAUGGGGGAUCUUGAAAAUUACAUUAUGUGAAAGAGGGGGGUCCUCGGAUUUUUCCCAACAAAAGGAUUCUUUCUCGUUAUAUACUAUGAACAGCCAAAAAAAUGCAUAAAAUGCCCUUUAAACUGGAACACUGGGUAUUAACAUAAUGCUCUCUGCGCUCCUUCGCCCAGCGGCUACGCUCGUGUUCCAAGAUCCGCCAUGUAAAGUGUAGUGAAAUGUAUCUCAUCGUAAUAUUAAAUCCUAAGAAAACUAAAGCCUCUGCGGAAGAGAGAGAACAUAAUGAGUAAAGCAUAAAAAAUAAUAUAAAAGUGGAUGUAGGCGAGACAAGCAUAGGCCAUAGAGUAACCUACCAAAUAAAUUGUAAAAUGUUUAUUUAACUAGUUUCAUCAAAUUUUAUACCUCUUUUAAUACUCUUCAUUGAUCACUUGCUCUCCUAAGCUUUGUCCUAAUCGGGCCAGCCAUCAAUACAAAACUAUUUUUUAAGCAGUACAAGAGGGGGGAGUCUUUAAAAAGUAUAAAAAGGCAUAUAAUUUUUGAGGGGGGCGAAAUUUUUUUCCAAAUUUCUAGUUUCUCCUCCAUCCCUCCCUUGCCAUAUUUAAUGACCAGUCCCUUAGUUCUUUUAUGCAUAAUUAGCAAUUUACCUUGGGUGGUGAAAUGGUAAUUUUCUUGUAAAAUGUUAUACUUAGACAAAUUUUCCUUCCAAUAACCACCCCUAAAAGCAACCUAUCUAAACACUAUAAGCACUUCAGAAAGUUAUCGCUUUUCCUUUUCGUCAUUUUAAGGACUUUCGUCCUGAAUUCAGAUUUUGGCACAUAUGCCAUGUUGACCGCCAUGGUCAUUUUACCCUAAAACAGUUGAGAUAACUUGUCCUAAAUGAAACGCAUACAAACUCUUACAGCUAUUUCAAUUAAUUUGUAAGCGAUUCCCAGCAGCCUUUCGUUCUCGUAUUCGACUUUUCCGCUUUUCUUGAAGGUGGCGCUUGAACAGAGCAACGUAAGAAAAGCACACAGGAACGGUUACCAACAUAAAAUUGAUGUCGAUUUCACACUCUGUAUAAUAUAAGACAAACUACUUCAGUAAAAGUUUGAAAAUAAACUGCCAAUGUACGCACACAUAUCAAGUUAUGCCCCGUCUACACUACGCUCAAUUUUUGGUACGGGAGGGAUAAAAUUGGUACCUAUACCUCUUUUUUGGUUCUUGUACUACCUACUUACCUAAGCCCCGUUUACACUACACUCAAUUUUUGGUACCGUAUACCACUUUUUGGUUCUUGGACUACCUAAAUAGGUAGUCCAAGAACCAAAAAAAGUGGUACGGGUACCAAUUUUAUCUGUGCCGUACCAAAAAUUGAGCUAGUGUGAUCUUCGAGUUAAAUCCGUUUAAAGUUAAGCCCCGACCACGCCCAAACCACACCCAUUUUAUCAAGAGCUUAACUCGAAAAGGAAACACAACUCUUGCGACUCUUGCGAUCGAUUUCACUUUCUGUAGUUGUUCUCUUGAAGUUGAAAUAAAGAUGAACUAAGAAUAAGUUUGCUUGUUGUAUAUGCAAUAGAAGCAUAGUGUUCUUGUUUUCUGUGGUAAAACUAAACAAAUGAGCGAUUGCACUCGACAUGCAGACUUUCAAGGACAACAGCAUAAUCUAUUAUAUUUGACUCAAUUAUGAUGACUGGCAAAAGCUUUAAUUUGAAAAAAUAUUUUCAGUAUGGAAGAUGACGGAAAAAGAAAAAGAAGAGCAGCUAAGAAAAAUGGAAGAGAGGUGAGGGUAAUGGUUGUCGUUCUGGUCAGAUAUUCAGAUGUCGUGUAAACGAAAGUUUGCAUAAAUAUUGUAUAACAUCUAUACAUAAUUUAUAUAUAACUUGGAAAGAGAUAUUGCAAUCUUAACAACGAGUGAAUUAAGGGUAUGUGAAAAGGUUGAGUGACUCCCCUGAGUCCAAAAACAAGUGUAAACAGAGUGGUUUGUUUUAUCCUAAAGUUCUGAAAUAUUGCUUUCACAUUGUUAUAAUCGUUUAGGAGAAAUUAUACUGCUCCAAAAAUGGCGGUGCGUGAAAAACUAAUUCAUUUCUAUUAUUAAAGAUGGAAGAUUGAAAAAACGGAGAAAGAAAACCUGGAACCGGAAUUGGAAAAAAAUGAAAGAAACCUAAUAUUACUGCAGCAGCACGAAAAACGUACAAAAAUAGAAAUGCAAAAAUUAGUUGAAGAGGUACAUGUAUACCCACGGUAUUUUACUGUAGAUUUAGUUGGUAGUAGGUUAAGCGAGGGAGGGGGGUAGUCAGGGCAUUUUUUACAUGUAAUUACAUAACUACUGGGGCAUUUGGUCCAGUAGACCUUUGUUUGCGCCAGUAGUGAAGCAAUCAAUAUUUUCAGAUGAGCUGGGCCCUUUCGAUCAUUAGUAAAAAGUCAACCUUGUGAAAAAGCUGCAUCUACCUGCUUUCUCAUGUCCUCUCACACUCUCGACCGGCAUUCCAUCUUAUAAACGUCGGACCUGGAAGUGGCGGCGCUAAACGGGGAGGAGUGGCGUUGGGGAUUGGAACACCCCCAAUCGUCAGGCAGUCGGCAAAUGAUCUAUUCUCAGUUGGAUAGGAACGAAAGAAACUAACAUGUUAGAAUGACACAAAAAUUUAGAGAAAUAAGAUGUGCGGAAAAUGUUUCGAUGGAGAGCCGUGAAACACGCCCCCUUCCCAUUCGCCAACAAUUUUUGGGAAGAAAGCAACAUUUCGCUUAAAAACAAAUUUUGCGUGGGAAAAGUUGGAACUUGAGCAGACUGUCGAAGAAUUACGACAAAUAUUUAUAAAUGGGAAAACGGGUUUGAAAGGAAAAUUAAAAAAAGAUUUUGUACACUUGCUUUCUGACAUAAAACAUUGCUUGAUAUACAGAAUAAUCAGGAUAAAGAGAACAUUAUAAGGCUGGAAAGAACGAUAAAAGAAAGAGAAACAGAAAGGGAAAAAGAAAAUUUAGAAAUGGCGAAGGAAGUGGAAAAAAAGAAAAUAUUGAAAAAGGUAAGGAUGAGGGUUGUAUACAUAUAUAUGUCACUUUGCAUAAAUAUUGUAUAACAGAGAGGCAACCUGGUCACAGGCUCUAUAACACAGAUAACUUUAAACCCUGCAAGAUUGAACUAAGUUGAACUUGUGUUUUACUUAAUUAAUAUUUUCUCGUUCUUUCAGAUUUUGGGAAGAAUUUGA
Molecule: messenger RNA, 6615 nt
Organism: Paramuricea clavata
Lineage: Eukaryota; Metazoa; Cnidaria; Anthozoa; Malacalcyonacea; Plexauridae
Source: the annotation of a GenBank genome assembly